UAAGAGCUCGUGUUCAGUGGAGGACCCAGAGGGACGCCGUGAGGAGAUCCCCUCUCUUCUCUCUCAUUUACCUGCUUUAUUAUGCUUUAAAAACGUCCUAACGAUAGAUCACAUAGUGGAUACUUCAUUAAUAAGUGUAUAGAAUGGCUGAAUUGCCCGGAAAUAAGUCAAAUAAGUGUGUGUGAUUAAAUUAUGUGGUGCCCACGGAGUUUCCAGCAGUAUCCUGUUGCACCUUUCUCCAUCAGCUGAUUCAUACAGGAUGGAAGUGGGAGUAUUAGUAAUAUUGGUGAUAGCAACCCUGACGAAGGCGCAGCAGAUCAACAGGGCGCCACAGUUCCUACCUGCAGGAGACAUGGACAGAUUCUCCCUCAGGGAGGACACACCAGUGGGGUCAUCAGUGUACAGGCUACGAGGUCGUGACCCUGAGGGCACCCAGGUCUCCUUCACUGUCUCCGGCGACUACCUCAGCGUUGACAGGAACUCUGGUGUGGUCACCCUCGUGCAGCUGCUCGACCGUGAGGUCACACCCAUGAUCGAGGUCAUCAUCACUAUCACAGAUGAGCGUAUGUUUGGGGACGAGCCGAACACAGUGCCACUGCGUCGGGAGAUCCCCAUCUUGGACGUGAACGACAACCGACCAGUGUUUCACGGGGAGCCAUACACCUUCAUGGUACUGGAGUCUGCGUCACCCGGUGCCACACUCUUCUCCAGCAUGAAUGUUACUGAUGCUGACGGUGGCACCAACGCUGAGAUUAAGCUACACUGUGUCGAAGAGGAGUCUCCACGGGCAUGUGUCAAGUUCGAGGUGCGAGAAGCCAGGGUAGCUGAGGGGCAGUAUGUGGGCAUCAUCUCACUCAAGGAACAACUUGACUAUGAGAUGGAGAGGCAGUAUACCAUGGUGAUUCGGGCAUCUGAUGGAGGACCUGAGAAGCGCCUCACCACCACUACAACAGUGGUGAUUGAAGUGAAGGAUGUGCAGGACCAACCUCCCAUCUUCCUCAAUGCCCCCUUCAGCACCACUGUCAGAGAGGCCAGUCCCCCAGGAACAUCAGUGCUGGAAAUUCUUGCCCGUGACGGAGACCUCGGGGAGCCUCGUCCCAUCACCCUCUCCCUACAGGGGGACAAUGCUGGCUAUUUUGUUCUCUCUAGAGUGCAGACUCUUGAGGAUGGCUCCCUCACUGCCACCCUCUCCACUUCACCUGUUACCCUCGACAGAGAGGAUCCCCUCAUUCUCAAUAAUGGAGGCCUCUAUACAUUUAGUGUUCAGGCACAGGAGAAGGGAGGAGAGGCUGCAGUAUCACAGGUGACGGUGGUAGUGACGGAUGUUGAUGAUCAGCGUCCUGUCUUCAGCCAAGAUGAGAUCUCCAUCAGUGUUCCAGAGGAUAUUGCUGAUGGGACACCACUGCCAGGACUCAACCUGGUGGUUACAGAUGGAGAUGUUGGAGAGAAUGCUCGAUUCUCCUUGGCCUUGGAGGACAUCUCUGGUUCCCAGGGCGUCUUCUCCAUCUUUCCCGAGACGGCUGUGGGUAGGACACCUGUCAUCAUCAAAGUUGCUGACUCGUCAAAGCUUGACUUUGAAAAUCCUCAUGCCUCCAAUUUCGUCUUUAAAGUGGUUGCCAGUGAGCGUGGAGUCCCUGUGUCAGAAGCUGUCAUCAACAUCACCGUCACAGAUACCAACGACAAUUCUCCUGUCUUUCUCCACCCCUCCUACAGGUUCAAUGUGAGUGAGGGUGCGGAACGCGGGGACCUCAUUACAAAACUCCUUGCCAAUGACUCCGACUCAGGCAUCUUCAGAAAGCUUAGCUACAGUCUUAAGGGUUUCGGAGCAGAAAAGUUCCGAGUGAACAACAGUACUGGGGAGAUUUUCGUGGCCAACUGUGGGCUGGAGAUAUGUCUCGAUUACGAGCGCCAAAAGACUUUCUCCCUCACGUACUCAGCAACUGAUGGUGGUGGCAAGGUCACAUCCGUCAACAUUUUUAUUGACGUGGAGGAUGAGAAUGACAACUCGCCGGAAUUUUCAAGACGAGAGUACCGUAGGACAGUGGAUGAGGGAGCAACGACUUUUGACCCCCCGCUGUUUGUUAAGGCAACAGACGCUGAUGGGGAGAACCAAGGUGGGGGGAAGGUAUUCUACUCCUUGCAGGAAGGUAACACCGAUGACGAGGCCUUUUUCGUGGAGCCCAUCAGUGGGGAGGUGACCAUCCAGCGAGCUCUCACCUACCUAGACACCCCUACCUCUACUUAUACCCUCACUAUCCGUGCAACUGAUGCAGGUGAGCCACGGCGCCACAGUGAUGUCCGAGUGUUUAUCACAGUCGGGCGGGAUACAAACCGACCACCCAGGUUCAGACAGCGGGGUUAUCAGGCUAAAGUCCGUGAGGAUGCCCCAUCAGGCACAAGUGUGAUACAGGUGUCAGCCAGUGACCCUGAUGGACUCGAUGAGGCUCUAACAUACGUGUUGAUGGCAGGAGCCAGGGACAACUUUAUCAUGAAUGGCACCACAGGCGAGAUCACAGUUGCUCAGGGUGCCACCCUUGACCGUGAUGUCACCCCUAAGUACCAGGUGGUGGUGGGAGCAGUGGACAGUGGAACUGUGACACGCCAGACAGCAACUACAACUGUUACAGUCCUACUCAUUGAUGUUAACAAUAAGCAUCCAAAGUUUAAUCAGGACUCAUACACACAAUAUGUAAGUGAACGACUGCCGGUGGGGGAAAAGGUUGUGACUGUGAAGGCAAGUGAUCCUGACGUGGAUGCUGACCUUGUUUACGAGAUCACUCAACCUGUCAUGGCCAGAGACAAGACCGGUGUUGCACUCACCCCAUCCUCACCUUAUGACUACCUCUCCACCUUCAGGAUCAAUGGGUCAACAGGUGAGGUGGAGGUGUCUGGGGCUCUGGAUCACAAUGCAGCAGCUGUUGUUAUCCUCACCAUUACUGUCACUGACAGGAAUGCCUCAGAGGCAUUCCCCAACCAGAUUGACACAGCUGAGGUGACUAUGUAUGUGCAGGCAUUCAGUGAUCAGAACCCGAUCUUUGCACCUCCCUGGACCCCAGCCAGACCCCAGCUGGAGGUUACAGUUAAGGAGGAGCAGCAACCUGGCACUGUUGUCUUCUCUGUUACUGCCAAAGACCCCGUUACAGGUCAGCCUGUACGACGGUAUGAGAAGGUGGGCGGGUCAGACCCUGGAGAAAUGUUCACUGUGGCGCCCAUCACCGGCCAGGUCUCCCUCAACUCCCGCCUUGAUUAUGAGGCCUCUGAGACUAAAAAAACGUCACUACAAGUGUUGGCUAUCGCUGGAGAUCGCUCUAGUCAGGCCACUGUCAUUGUUAAUAUUGAGGACGUUAAUGACAACAGCCCAAUUUUCACAGAAAAUGAGUACCAUGCAAGACUGGCUGAGGAUGCUCGCUUCCCCAAGUCCGUGUUGACUGUGAACGCGACGGAUGCUGACACUGAGGAGCGAGGGCAGGUCACCUACACCCUGGGUGGUGAGGGGGCACUGCUCUUUGUUAUUAAUGAAACUACAGGAGAGAUUGUGGUAGCUGAGGGUGCGGAGCUGGACCGGGAGACUACACCCACCAUCACCCUGGAGGUGACAGCCCAUGACACUCCCCAGGGAGGCAUCAGUCAGCGCAAGACUACAGUCAUCGUGGAGAUUGAAUUGACGGAUGUGAACGAUGAGUCUCCACGAUGGAGUGAGUCAUCGUACACGGCCGUGGUGGCAGAGAACACAGUUGUGGGAAGCCCUGUCACCACUGUGCUGGCCACUGACCCAGACCUUGGUGUCAAUGGUAUUGUUCGCUACCAGCUGCCUGAGCCACAAGGAGAGGUUCAUGGGCUGUUCUCUCUGGAUGCUGAAAGUGGUGUGGUGUCAGUGCGGGCGCCCUUGAAUGGUAAGGGUCGUACUGAACCUUACGAACUGAUAGUGAGGGCCCUUGACCAGGGCUCUCCCCAGCAGUUCUCGGAGGCUACUAUCAGGCUCUUCAUUGGUGAUGUCUCGACUAAUGAUGGAGUUCCAAGCUUCAAGCGCCCCGCACCUAAUGAAGGGGCGAGUGUAAAGGAGAACUCUAAGGUGGGGACAGCAGUGUUCCAGGUUGAAGCAGAGGACCCCGAUGACCCCAGCACCCCUAAUGGCAAGAUUGUCUACUCUUUCCUUGAUGAUGGUAGUAAUGAUGGUGUCUUUGAGAUUGAUCCAACGACAGGAGUUAUCAGUACCCGCACGGAACUGGAUCGUGAGACUCGGGCACAAUACACUGUGGUAGUGGUGGCACAAGACCUAGGGAGACCUCCACAGCUUGCCUCCCGCCUCCUUGUUAUUAACAUCACUGAUGUUGAUGACAACAUUCCAGUCUUCGUCAGACUUCCAGGAGACAAGCCGCUGGAACUGGAAGUUGAAGAGGAGGCUGCAGUGGGCACAGUGGUGGGUUAUGUGUCAGCCAUUGACAACGACAGUGGCAACAACUCUCUCAUCGACUACCGCAUCACAGACGGGAAUGCCGAUGGGUUGUUUUGGGUGAAUCGCACGUUGGACAACAAGGGCAUGAUCUACGUCAAGGGUCGUGUGGACAGGGAAAAGGUUGACUCAGUGACUUUGACACUGCUGUGUGGGAAGCUGGGCCGAAAGAUGCCAAGCAAGAAGACCUAUGACCAGGCUAACCCAGCCAUGACUCAGGUGCAUAUCCUGGUGAAAGACCUGGAUGACAACAAGCCCAUGUUUGUGAAGCCAGUGGUGACAGCAGGAGUGAGGGUGGAUGAUUCUCUGCAGACUGAGGUGGUGAGACUCCAAGCAGAAGACAAGGAUCCCACUGCCCUUCCCAUCAGGUAUGGUCUUCACAACAUCAGUUUCUCACAUAUUGAGGACUCGGUAGAGCUCCUACCUGAUGAGGAAGUGAAUGCCACGGGAGUGUUUCUGUUGGAGGAGUCUUCAGGUGUGUUACGAACAAAUGCACCCCUUACUCGUUACGCCCAUGGCAUCUUCACAGCCUUUGUCACUGCCUUCUCAGUACCAACUGAUGAGCCAGCCAUUGCCAAAGUUACAAUCUAUGUGUUGCGUGACUCUGACCUCAUGCGAUUUGUGUUUGGCAUCACUCCUGGGGAAGUGCGUCGUCAGCUAACCACCUUCAGGAAGGAUGUGGAGAACGUGCUGCCUGUUGCCGCAUCUCUUAAUAUCUAUGACACCACUUACUACUCUGAUGCUGAUGGCGCCAUAGACUUCUCCAGCACUGGGUCUUGCUUCCAGCUGGUUGGCCGUAACAUGCAUGACACCAAGGUCCUCCUCGACACUUCUCGUAACAAUAAAUUGGAGAAGGUGUUUGACAAGUACACUGUCAAAAAAGUUGAGAGGUGUGUUCCACGUCGGGAGUCCCGCCAGGUGGACUGGGUAGAGGUUUGGGUGCUGGUGAUUGCUGCUUUCAUAGGAGUUGGGGGUUCAGUGGCUGCUGUGUCAGUGUGCUGCCUUUACUCUCGGUACCGGCGGCGGGUGAAGCGCCAGCAGCACCACCUCAGGCUGUUAGAGAGUCCACACUCAACCACCCCUGUGCUGCCCCCAGGCUCCAUUAUCAUGCUACCCCCGGGACCACCACCUGGAGCCCCACAACCCAAUGGUGCCAUGCCCACUGCAUCAGUGUUAAGUUCAGAGCCUCCUAGAGCCUACGAGUGGCAGGAACGAGGACUGCCUCUUGACACUGUCUCCUACAGGAGUGCUCAGAGAUAGUUCCACACGUUCAAGAAUCCUCAGUGAUAUAAGAGUUAAGUAUUGUUUAUUAUUAUGAAAAUUAAGGUACCUUUUGUGCCAAUGAUUGUAUGCCAGUUGAUGAGUGACUUAUGUUGAAGAGCAAGGAACAAUGCACAAAAAACUAAGUUUUACCGCAUCUAAAGUUUAGAAAACUAUUAAUACUCACGUUAGCUAAGUACUGUAGUUAUUGCAACCAGCCACUAAGUUUUUUUUUUAACACAUUGGCCAUUUCCCACUGAGGCAGUGUGACCCAAAAAAGAAGAAACACUUUCAUCAUCACUCCAUCACUGUUUUUACCAGAGGUGCGCCGAUACUACACUUCAAUAACUGCAUAAUUUAAUUUCUCUUAGGAAGAUGAUUUAACCUCCCAUAGAUCACCUGCCUUCAUUUAAAUUUAUGACAGUUGCUUAUUUAUUUCAGUCCAGAUUUUGCAUUGAUGAAUUUCCAUUUGAUUGAAUAUUUUGACUGUAAUUAUAUGUAUAUAUUCUUAAUAUAGUACCUUGUAUUAAAUAGGCCUCUGAGUGAAUAUAUUAUAUUCAACUUUUAGAGUUUUUACAGUGUACUUCAAUAAUAAUUAUAUUUUAAAUAUAUGGAGAUUUACAUGUAGGCUGUAAACUAUGUGCAAAUAAAAUAUAAACAAUA
Cherax quadricarinatus is the source of this 6376-nucleotide messenger RNA. Its product is annotated as cadherin-87A-like. NCBI's taxonomy places the organism in Eukaryota, Metazoa, Arthropoda, Malacostraca, Decapoda, Parastacidae. Gene Ontology annotation, cellular component: plasma membrane. The record is from RefSeq and is a predicted model, not a curated record. Gene Ontology annotation, molecular function: calcium ion binding. Gene Ontology annotation, biological process: homophilic cell-cell adhesion.